CUCUCUCUCUCUCUCUCUCUCUCUCUGUCUCCACAGUCGACAUUCACGUUCACACUAGAAACCCCAAAUCCAGAUCACAACCUUGGAAGCAGUUUCGCUGGUAAUAAUAAUUAGGCUUUUAUUGUCUUAACAAUCACCAGUUUUCUGUCAUCAAUACAGAUACAUAUACAUACAGAGUAGUAUUCAUUCAUUCCCCUGUUUCUAAAAUUUUCUGCGUUUCUAUUAAUAUGCAUCUCUGACUCUGUUUCCUUCUUCUCCUCUCUCAAACUUCUUUGUUUUGCCGACUUGAAGCUUUUGUUGCAUCCCCCUUCUUUUAAUCCUCUUUUCUUCUCAAUUUUCAUAUACAUCGACAACCCAUAUUUGCAAAAUCUAUCCUUUUAUCUCAAACUUCUUUGUUUUGCCGACUUGAAGCUUUUGUUGCAUCCCCCUUCUUUUAAUCCUCUUUUCUUCUCAAUUUUCAUAUACAUCGACAACCCAUAUUUGCAAAAUCUAUCCUUUUAUCUCUCUCUCUCUCUCUCUCUCUCUGUGACACACACAUCACAUAGUAGUAGUGAGUGGGUGUGGUGGGGCGUUCAUUUCCAGUUUUUGAUACACAACACACAAUACAUAUUCCCUAUCUUUCAGGUAUAUUAUUUUCCCUUGGGAUAUAAUUUAUUUGGGAAAUUUUUCCCUUUACCAGCGUUACAUAAUUUUCUCUUCACGAUCUCAGCUUUUCCUGGGAAAGAAUCGCUGAAUUUUCGCUCAUACCGCGUACCCACCUGCCAAAAACCGUUGCCUUUUUCAUCCUUCCUUCUUUUCUCACUAGAGAAAAAAAAAAAAAGAAAAAAAAAAGGUACACUUCACAAUCAACAACCUACCUUUUCGUUAACUCCCUCGAAUUUUCUCAGAAAAUCACCUAGAAAGAUCUGAUCUUUUUAUUUAUUUAUUUAUUUUGCUUCCUCUUCUACUACAGUAUUGAGAUAUAUAUUAUUUUGCAGUUUGGUUUAGCCAGAAAAAUGUUAAAUCUGUGGUUUAGGAUAUGUUUAUUGGUGUAUGUGAUGGUGGGGCUGAUGGGUGGAUUACCCAUAGGCGUUGAGGGACUAGGUGUGAACUGGGGAACUAUGGCAACCCACAAGUUGCCACCAAAAAUAGUGGUACAGAUGUUGAAGGACAAUGGAAUUGGGAAGGUGAAGCUGUUUGAUACAGAGCAGUCAAGCAUGAGUGUUCUUGCUGGCUCUGGUAUUGAAGUUAUGGUUGCCAUUCCUAACAACAUGCUUGCCACCGUAGCCGAUUACGAUAAAGCUAAGGACUGGGUUCGCCACAACGUUACUCGUUACAAUUUCAAUGGAGGUGUUAAAAUCAAGUAUGUAGCAGUUGGGAAUGAACCUUUUCUCAAGUCCUACAACAACUCAUUCUUGAAUAUCACCUUCCCAGCCCUUCAGAACAUCCAAAAUGCCCUAAAUGAAGCUGGGCUAGGAGACACCAUAAAAGCUACCGUACCCUUAAAUGCCGAUGUCUACGAAUCACCACAGAGCAAUCCAGUCCCUUCUGCUGGAAUAUUCAGGUCAGAUAUCAGUGACCUCAUGACUCAGAUUGCCCAGUUCCUACACCAGAACAAUGCACCAUUCACAGUAAACAUUUACCCUUUCCUCAGUCUCUAUGGCAACGACAACUUCCCCGUCGACUAUGCUUUCUUUGAUGGGGCUAGUGCUCCCGUUGUUGAUAAUGGCAUUCAAUAUACCAACGUCUUUGAUGCGAAUUAUGAUACGUUGGUUUCGGCCCUAAAAGCAGCAGGGUUUGGGGACCUCCCCAUUUUGGUAGGGGAGGUGGGGUGGCCCACGGAGGGUGACAAGAAUGCUAAUUCCAAUUUAGCUUUUAGGUUUUACAAUGGGCUUUUACCGAGACUUGCAGCCAAUAAGGGCACCCCACUUCGGCCUGGAUAUAUAGAAGUUUAUUUAUUUGGACUUAUCGAUGAGGACGCCAAGAGCGUUGCUCCGGGGAACUUUGAGCGCCACUGGGGAAUUUUCAGGUAUGACGGUCAACCAAAAUACCCUCUUGAUCUUUCUGGACAAGGUCAAAACAAGUAUCUUGUGGCUGCGCAGAAUGUGAAAUAUCUCCCUAAGAAAUGGUGCACAUUUGAUCCGAAUGCCAAGAAUGUGAGCAAACUUGCAGAUAAUAUCAAUUACGCUUGCACGUUUGCGGAUUGCACGACACUUGGGUAUGGAUCUUCUUGUAAUGGUUUGGAUGCAAAUGGAAAUGCUUCAUAUGCGUUUAAUAUGUACUUUCAGGCCCAGAAUCAAGCAGACUUAAGCUGUUACUUCCAAGGUAUGGCCAUGGUCACUACACAAAAUAUAUCACAAGCAAAUUGCGAUUUCAUCAUUCAAAUAGAUUCCUCUUCUUCUCCGGGGCAUUGGCAUUCUUCUCCACUGACUUUGGCAGUUUUGGUGGUAUCCGUGCUUGUGAUGUUAUAGAUUUGUUUCUGUAUAUACUUCAGAUGAACUCUUUUUCUUUUUUUUUUCUUUUUUUCCCCUUCAUUUAUAUAUGUUUUGUUUUUGGGUAUGUUGUUGAGACAAUUGGGUAUUCAUUCAAUAAAACUGCAGGGAAUAUUCAUUAAUC
Molecule: messenger RNA, 2595 nt
Organism: Camellia sinensis
Lineage: Eukaryota; Viridiplantae; Streptophyta; Magnoliopsida; Ericales; Theaceae
Source: RefSeq, a predicted model, not a curated record